GGAGGUGGAGGUGGAGGUGGAGGCGGUCACGGAGGAUUCGGAAGCGGAAACGGAGGUGGAUUCGGAGGCGGAAACGGAGGUGGAUUCGGAGGAAACGGAGGUGGAUUCGGAGGCGGAGCUGGUGCAGUCUCCGGUGGAUUCGGAGGAAAUGCCAUCGGAGGAGGAUUCGGAGGUUCAAGUGGCGGUGCCGGAGGCUAUGGCGCCAAUGGCGGAGGCGGAGUGGGAGGCGGCAGCGUGGCUCCUGGAAUCCUCCUCGGAAGCGGAAGCCUCGGUGGCUCAGGAGGCGCUGGCGGUUUCGGAGGUAGUGGCGGUUUCGGCGGCGGUAAUGGCGGUUUCGGCGGUGGAAGUGGCGGUUUUGGCGGUGGAAAUGGCGGUUUUGGCGGUGGCGGUUUUGGCGGUGGAAAUGGCAAUGGUGGCAGUUACGGAAAAUGA
Messenger RNA from Penaeus vannamei (Pacific white shrimp), 432 nucleotides. NCBI's taxonomy places the organism in Eukaryota, Metazoa, Arthropoda, Malacostraca, Decapoda, Penaeidae. The record is from RefSeq and is a predicted model, not a curated record.